AUGCGCACGCCCGCGUUUCUCCUCGCCGUCGUCCUCGUCGCCAUCGCCCACGUCUCCGCCGCCGCCGCCGCGUCCGCCGCACCAAAGUGCCGCAAACUCGCCCUGCGCCAGGAAUGGCGCACCCUCGCCCCCGAGCACCAGGAAGCCUGGCUCGCGGGCGUCAAGUGCCUCGCGUCGAUCCGCCACCAGCGCCUCUCAUUCACCGCCCAGGGCGAGCGCCUCCCCGGCGCCCACUCCCUCUACGAUGACUUUGCCUUCACCCACAACGCGCUCGACCACUCGGCCCACCAGAACGCCUAUUUUCUGCCGUGGCAUCGUUGGUUCGUACACCUCUUCGACACCUCCCUCCGCGAGAAAUGCGGCUACACCGGGCCCACGCCCUACUGGGACUGGACCCUCGACGUCGCCGCGCUCGCCGCCUCCCCGAUCUUCUCCGCGCACCCGACCCGCGGACUCGGCACCACCGGCGACUGCACAGACGCGACGACCGACUGCCUCGUGCGCGACGGCGCGCUCGCGGCACCCGCGUCCGGCUUCGCGCUGUCGUACCCCGUCCCGCAUGGCCUCCGACGCAACCUCUCGCUCUUCCCCGAGGCCGAGAACGACCCCGCCCCCGCCCCCGCCCCCGCCACCGACCCCGCCGCCCCGCCGUCCCCGCGCCCGCGUGCGCGUGAGCUGGAGAGGCGCGCGCUGGAGAUGCCGAUCAACACGACGCUGACGCCCACGCGCGUCGCGGCGGCGCUGCGCGAUUCGGCGCCGGGCGACUUCUUCCGGUUCCAGUACCGCAUGACGCAGGCGCACAACCGCGUGCACGAGUUCGUCGGCGGGGACAUGGACGCGGAGUGUCCCGCCGUCGUGCCCGAGCCGCAGUGCACGGGCUCGUAUUCGUCGAACGAUCCGGUUUUUUGGCUCCACCACACGCAGCUCGACCGCCUCUGGUCCACCUGGCAAGCCGCACACCCCGCCAACGCGCGCGCGUUCUCCGGCGUGCCGCUGCACACGCACAACGCGUCCGACCCGCGGUACGACGCGGCCGCGAGCGCGCAGCACGUGCUCGCGUUCGACCGGCUGUCGGUCGGCGUGCCGGUGUACGAGACAUUCGACCACGCCGCGCCGCCGUUCUGCUACGAGUAUCCGCCAUACGCGUAUCCGACGCCCGCGGAUCGCGACGCGGACACGGACGCGGAGGCGCUCAGGUCUGAGUAG
Heterobasidion irregulare TC 32-1 is the source of this 1206-nucleotide messenger RNA. RefSeq lists its product as uncharacterized. Lineage: Eukaryota; Fungi; Basidiomycota; Agaricomycetes; Russulales; Bondarzewiaceae. The transcript has 9 exons. The record is from RefSeq and is a predicted model, not a curated record. Bases 1 to 1206 code for a protein of 401 amino acids. Gene Ontology annotation, molecular function: oxidoreductase activity.